Molecule: messenger RNA, 1413 nt
Organism: Penicillium soppii
Lineage: Eukaryota; Fungi; Ascomycota; Eurotiomycetes; Eurotiales; Aspergillaceae
Product: aldehyde dehydrogenase family protein
Exons: 4
Coding region: 1-1413 (470 amino acids)
Molecular function (GO): aldehyde dehydrogenase (NAD+) activity
Source: RefSeq, a predicted model, not a curated record
AUGUCAAACCAAAUCCGCACAAUCAACCCCGCGACCCACGAGGUCAUAUUUGAGCAACCUGGCACUUCCCUGGAAGAUGCCAUCAAAGUUGCCGCGGCCUCAAAGAAGGCCUUCGAGUCGUACCGGACUACCCCACUAGAGGAAAGAAAGAACAUUGUGAAGCGAGUCCUAGACAUUGUUGAGAACAAUCGCGAUGAACUGGCCAAUGAGCUCACACUCCAAAUGGGUCGUCCUAUCCGCUACUGUGCCAGCGAAAUCAACACAAUGCGUCUUCGCGCAGAGUACUUGAUGGAUAUCGCCGAAGAAAGUCUGUCGGAUCUACCUGGUCGGGCUGAGGCUGGGUUCAGACGAUCCGUGAAGCGAGUUCCCCUUGGACCGGUUCUUAUCGCUGGUGCUUGGAACUAUCCGUAUUUGACUACUGUCAACGCGCUCGUUCCCGCUCUUCUGGCUGGUAACAGCGUGAUUCUGCGCCCUUCGCCGCAGACCCCACUAUUCGGGAACAAACUGCUCGAGUUCUUCACCGAGGCAGGACUCCCCUCUGACGUUCUUCAGAUUGUUCAAAUUGGAAACUUGGAUGUCCUCGAUCAAGUCGCAAAGAUUCCUGAAAUCCAAUCUGUCUCCUUCACAGGGUCAACUGCCGGUGGUAUCCGACUGAGAGAGGCCACUGCUCGCCACAUCAAGCCGGUCAAUCUCGAACUCGGUGGUAAUGACCCUGCCUAUGUUCGACCAGAUGUCGAUGUGAAGCAUGUCGCCGAGCAGCUGGUCGAUGGCGCUAUCUUCAACUCCGGACAGAGCUGCUGUUCUAUCGAGCGGGUUUAUGUGCAUGAGAAGGUCUAUGAUGAGUUCUUGAGUGCUGUUCAAGAGGAGCUUAAAUCCUAUAAACUGGGAGAUCCGAAGGAUCAAACCACAACUACUGGCCCUGUCAUCUCAGCACAAGCCGUUGAGAAAAUCAACUCCCAUGUGAAGGAUGCUCUUGCCAAGGGUGCUAUCAACUCUACUCCCGAGAACUCCAGUUUCCAGGUGGAGAGCAACCCCCACACGCAGAAGGGCAAUUUUGUGGCUCCCAUCGUCUUGACCAAUGUCAACCACACCAUGGCUACCAUGAGGGAAGAGACAUUUGGGCCUGUGAUGCCCAUAAUGAAAGUCUCCAGUGAUGAUGAAGCCGUUGCAUUGAUGAAUGACAGUGACUUUGGAUUGACUGCUAGUGUUUGGACGAAGGAUAUCGCUCGCGGAGAGGAGUUGAUCGAUCGCAUUGAGGCCGGCACGGUGUUUAUCAACCGCUGCGAUUAUCCAAGCCCAGAUCUUGCAUGGACUGGCUGGAAGACUUCUGGGUUAGGCUGCACUCUUGGCCCACGAGGCUACGAUGGAUUUACUAAGUUGAAGAGCUAUCACAUCAAAGAUGGUUCAUCCUAA